Messenger RNA from Thyridium curvatum, 573 nucleotides. RefSeq lists its product as uncharacterized. Lineage: Eukaryota; Fungi; Ascomycota; Sordariomycetes; Thyridiales; Thyridiaceae. Bases 1 to 573 code for a protein of 190 amino acids. The transcript is spliced from 3 exons. The record is from RefSeq and is a predicted model, not a curated record.
AUGCCCAAUCCUUCCCUCUUUCUCUUCUCUCCUGGCUCAUCCAUCCGCAACCCCGCCUCGAGGUGUGUCGUGACGCUAACCUUGCGCCAGCCCAAACUUAAACGGCCGCCCUGCAACACAAUAGUCGAGUCGAAACCAUCACUCAGACAUAACACUCUGCUGCCUCUGAAAUCCAUCAAAACCCUGACCCGAUCUCACAAGUUGAACGACCGCAACCACGCCGCUCUUGCCGACGGCACUGCUGGCCCCGAGGACCACAUCCCCAAGUAUUUCGCCAAACACGGCUUCACAGACGCUGAUCCCAAGAAGAUCAAGAAGAACGGUGGUGGAAAGGCCAACUGGGGUGAGCCUGGUGAGGAAGCCAUCGAUGAGGGCUUCAACUUCGCCAAUGCCCGGCGCCGCUCCAACAGCAGCAGCCUGACCACUGACAUCAACCACUUCAAGACCAAGUUCGAGGUCAACGAGCCCGAGCCCGUCUUCGAGGAGGAACUCCACGGUCCUGAGGACGAGGAGCUCAGCAAGACGGACACCUCGUCCAGCGGCUCCGUCGACGAGGACAAGCACCGCGCUUAG